Messenger RNA from Synchiropus splendidus (mandarinfish), 4945 nucleotides. It is a transcript of the gene wdr26a, whose product is annotated as WD repeat domain 26a. Gene Ontology annotation, cellular component: GID complex. The transcript is spliced from 14 exons. Gene Ontology annotation, biological process: proteasome-mediated ubiquitin-dependent protein catabolic process. The coding region runs from base 346 to 2100 and encodes 584 amino acids. Gene Ontology annotation, molecular function: protein binding. The record is from RefSeq and is a predicted model, not a curated record. NCBI's taxonomy places the organism in Eukaryota, Metazoa, Chordata, Actinopteri, Syngnathiformes, Callionymidae.
UCCGCUGACGUCACUACGUAAGUCCAUAUCAGGGUUGCAGCUGUCUGAGAGCAACAAUAACAAGCCCGGACCAACUGACCAGACGACACCGAAACGGAACCUGACAUCACCGCAGAAGACGGGAGUUGUUAAGAUGGGGCUUUUAGAAUAACCACAGCGCGUGUCUGCUCGACGUCCUCGGCGAAGACCGUGUUAUCGUCGUGGUCGUCGCGGCGGAACAAACAAGCAGACUCGGCCGCAGGGGAACAGGGGAGUUCGGUGCUGCAUUUGGGUCAGUGGGCCUGACGGCGACUGGGACGGAGCUUGUCUUUUCACACCUCGUAAUCGAGAAAUAACCGGAUAAACAUGCAGGCGAACGGGACGGGGCAGGAGCGAGAGUCGGAGCUUCCGUGCCGUAAUGGUUCCCAGAACGGGGAGCAGUCCUCCAUCGGCACAGCUCACUCCAAUGGACUGGUGUCGGUCAACAAUGGAAACAACAACAACAACCUGUCCGACGGGAAGAAGAAGAAGCGUCUGUCCCAAUGCGAGGAGGACGUGAUUCGGCUGAUAGGUCAACAUCUUCACGACCUGGGGCUCGAUCACACGGUCGAUCUGUUGAUGCAAGAGUCUGGCUGCCGACUGGAACACCCCUCUGCAACCAAGUUUCGCAAUCAUGUCCUGGAGGGGGAGUGGGAUAAGGCCGAGAGUGAUCUGAAUGAACUGAAAGCUUUGAUGCACUCUCCCAGCGCUGUAGUGCGUAUGAAGUUCUUCUUGCUGCAGCAGAAGUAUUUGGAGUACUUGGAAGACGGGAAGGUUCUGGAGGCACUGCAGGUCCUGCGAGCAGAGCUCACUCCCCUGAAGUACAACACAGAGCGCAUCCAUAUCCUCAGUGGGUACCUUAUGUGCAGUCAUGCUGAGGACCUGCGAGCCAAAGCAGAAUGGGAAGGCAAAGGCACAGCAUCUCGGACCAAGCUGCUGGACAAACUCCAGACAUACCUCCCUCCAUCUGUGAUGCUUCCUCCACGCCGCUUGCAGACUCUACUGAAGCAGGCAGUGGAGCUUCAGAGGGAACGCUGCCUCUAUCACAACACUAAACUGGACAGUGGACUAGACUCUGUAUCCCUACUGUUGGACCACACCUGUAGCCGGAAACAGUUCCCCUGUUACACCCAGCAGAUCCUCACUGAACACUGCAAUGAAGUUUGGUUCUGCAAGUUCUCUAAUGACGGCACCAAACUUGCUACUGGGUCCAAGGACACCACUGUCAUUAUUUGGCAUGUGGACACGGAAACACGGCAGUUGAAGUUGUGGAAGACUUUGGAGGGUCAUGCCUAUGGGGUUUCUUACCUGGCUUGGAGUCCCGAUGACACUUUCCUGAUCGCAUGUGGUCCAGAUGACUGUUCUGAGCUGUGGCUCUGGAACGUGCAGACGGGGGAGCUGAGAACAAAAAUGAGUCAGUCUCAUGAGGAUAGCCUGACCAGUGUGGCCUGGAAUCCAGAUGGCAAGCGCUUCAUCACCGGUGGACAGAGAGGCCAGUUCUACCAGUGUGACCUGGAUGGGAACCUGUUGGACUCCUGGGAGGGUGUACGUGUUCAGUGUCUGUGGUGUUUAAAUGACGGCCGGACUGUCCUGGCAUCCGACACACACCAACGCAUCCGAGGAUACAACUUUGAGGACCUGACGGACAGAAACAUUGUGCAGGAAGACCAUCCCAUCAUGUCUUUCACCAUUUCAAAGAACGGAAGGUUAGCUCUUCUAAAUGUUGCGACUCAGGGUGUUCACCUGUGGGACCUGCAGGACCGGGUGCUGUUGAGGAAGUACCAGGGGGUGACACAGGGCUUCUACACUAUCCACUCCUGCUUUGGUGGGCACAACGAAGACUUCAUCGCCAGUGGUAGCGAAGACCAUAAAGUUUACAUCUGGCACCGACGUAGUGAGCUCCCUAUUGCUGAGCUGACCGGCCAUACCCGCACAGUCAACUGUGUCAGCUGGAAUCCAGCCGUUCCCAGUCUGCUAGCCAGUGCCUCGGAUGACGGCACCGUCCGAAUCUGGGGACCUGCUCCAUUCCUGGACGUACAGGAGGUAGAGGGGAUAAAUGUAUGUUGCAGCAUGGACAGCUGAUGAUCCACCGCUGAGCAGACUCUGUAGACACUUGAAUGGAUCAAUCCUGGAGGUGAUGAUUACGCUUGGACAGCAGCUUCCUGCAGCGGGGCCAACAGUUGCGAUGGACCUUGAUACCAGACUGUACUCUUCGUCCAGGACCACCUCCUCUUAUUUAUUGUGAGCAACAUAAGUUAUUGACGAACUCAGCGACCUGCUGCAGUGCUCCACUUCUGCUCCUCUUUCACCUGCACACACCCUGAAGAGAUUUCUGCUGACUGGAUCUUCCACCCACUUGAGUGUUACUUUUCUUCUCCUUUGUUGCAGACACACACACUAGUAUUUGAGCAUGCAGCUUCUGUGUUUCACACUCGCAGUGUGUGUUUGUCGCCUCCACACCCGCUACGUGAACAAUGGCGCUCCUGCUCCCUGAGUCUGUGUGAAUGGAUGCCUUCAUUUUGCUCUUUUAUCUUCACUCUGGACUUGACUGUCCGUCUUUCCCGACUCACUGACAUGUUUUCCAUUUAUGUCUCCGUUACCAGAGGUUUCUCCUCUUUUACCUCCACUGGAUUAUUUAACAGUUUUCUUUGUUUUUAUUCUCACUUCAUUGCUGAAGCCAUGUGUGAACAAGUGUUUGGAGAGUGGCUGGACUCUGGUCAUGUGAUGUCUCACAACAGUUCUGCUUGAAUGGAGGUAAUGUCAUUCGAACAGCAGUGUCUGUUUGAACCCAUCUGUACUGCAUGACAGAAAUCAGAUGUCUACUCACAAUAAGGAAGAAUAAUGACCAUAGCACCAUCUGUCCAGGUCCUCCCAGAUAUUACUGAGAUUCAAGGUUCAACUGUUUCAGUUCUUGACUCCUUCAAGCGAUCGGUUCAACAUUCAGAACCACUACUACUAUCCCAUCAUCAGAAAAUGAUGUUCUAUUUUAAAUAUGUGAGUAGAAGGAAGAGGAAUCACUGCGUUAAAGAAAAAGUUACUCAUGCCAUCAGGAAGUUUUUGGCAACUAUGCAAAAAACAUUUUUUAUAAUUUUUAUUUUUUAAACGAUAAAACCUGGGGCUUCCAGCUCAGCUGUACAGUCGGUAGUUUUCUACCAGCUAUGGCUGAAGUUGCCCCAAAAAUGUGAGACAGUUUUUAUUUUCCGUUCUUAAAACCUACAGAAGAAUGUUGCGUGGUGUAUUUUGGGGCAAAGUUGACGAUUGGCUCGCCUCUUAUGUGAAUGCAGAAGGUUUCCUCAACCUUGACAAAAUAGUCAAGCAUAGAAGGCAAAUUUCCUUGGGAGUUUGGACUGUGGAACACACCACAAUCAGGGCUGGAGUCCACAAUACAUUUACACUGUCAUCCUGUUGUAUAUGUGUGCCCUGCUCAUGCAUCAAAUUCUGGAUCUUCUUCACAGUAUUCACACUAGCCCUUGUUCCUCCUACUCUCUGCGCGACUGCAACUCUGUCCUCCUGGUAUCAUCCUUUUCAUCUGAGCUGAGCUGCUCUAGAUCUUGACCCCGGUUCACUUUUAUAUACUUACCCAACGCCACUGCAGCUUCUACGGCGUGUCCCAGUGCUAAUGUGACAUACUGAACACAGGGUGGUGAUGUGUGACCUUCCCACGGAGGUUCGGAGGGACCUUCAUUCCUAGUAGUAGGUGCAGUUGACUGCCCACUCACAGCAGACUGACCUUGCCACUGAAGGUCGUACAAAUGGCAUGAGAGCAGUGUACACAGGUUUUGUGUGUCACCGUACUUCACACUGUUGUCUUACACAGGAGUGAAGUGAAUCCAUCACAUGGGUCAAUACGGAUCAAUCUACUUUGCGGACUACCAUUCCACUCCUGGGACAGUCAGUUACAGAGUAAGCGGGUUAGCCAUCCCGACCUCAUCCCCCAGGGGAGAAGCCUGACGCAGAUAUCUGUGCCCAUAGCAAGUGAACCUUAUGUUCUUUUGAGUCGUGCCCUUCAGACUCAUAUUAGAGCAACUAGAGUUCCUCACUUUCUUCUGGAGAUGUUCUAGCCCGAGAUGUCUCUUCUCGUGGAUGCACUAGUGUAAAAAGUUUGGUAGAGAACAUUGUGGAGAACCAUUGCCUCACAUUACAUGCCCAGAUUCAACCAGAGCGACGGCUGUGGGUGAGUGAGUGAGUGAGUGAUAAGCGAGCGAGUGGGUGAAAAAUAAAUCAAGAGUUUGUGAUUUUUGGUGUAAUGUUACUUCUAAUACUUUGGCAUAGAUGUCGUUGCUGACUUGUAUAUUUUGCUCUCAAAGAAGAACAGACUGACAGAUACUAUGUGUGAGUCUGAACAUGAGGAAAUAAAUAAGAGUGAAGGAGCUGUUGUGUUCUGUGCUGAGUAUGUGGAUGUUGUACCACCAAACCAGAGUGGGGUCAGGAUUUCAUGACGAUGCAGUUUUUAAAUCGUUGACCUGGGACGAGGAUGUCAACAUCAACACUCAUAUUUCUAUAUUUUUUUACUGAAAGAUGUCAAGAUAAUUGUCACGAUUUGUGGAGACCCUGGGUAUUUGUUCGGACACCAUCACCAGCUUCAACCUCCCCUUCACGGCACAUGCAAACAUUAGUGGGUCAACCUUAAAUGUCAAACACACUUUGAUUUAAAAAAAAAAAUCUUCGCACAGGUGUGCUGCUUUGGCUUUUUAAAAACGUAUUUUCUUUAAAGGAUGGGUGGGUGGGAGCGGGGGGUUCUGGCUUCUCCGUCGUUUUUUCUUGCUGUAAGAAGCCAAACUAGGAACUUUGUUUGCUUGCAGAUAGUUUCAGCCAAGAACUUUUACAUUUUAAAUGUCAAUAUGAAAAAAGAUUGUAAUGUUCCGUAGAACAAGUGUGUCAUGUAUGCAUAUUUUAAAUAAAGCAUUCAGGGUCUUAAAGUGCCUUU